UUUGUCUGCGGGGCUGCUGUACUGUCUGGCUGGGACAGAGGGUUUCCACGCUUAGCAGGCGACUAACCGCAUUAAACCCCAUAAAGAGGCGGCUUUUUUUUUAUUUUAUUUUUUUAUCUGUCCAGGAUUUGGAAAUCAUUUGUCGUCGUAUUCAACAUAACUAGCCAUCAAGUUGGAGCUCAGUGGACUUUAUUCUCUCGCUGGCUCGCAUACCCUUCAGUGAACCACUGCAGCAGCAACAGACCGAGCACGCCGCCGCCGCCGCCGCCGCUGUUGUUGUGAGAGAAGAAAACAAGCUCGGCAAAGGGUUAGUCCGCUAAGCUGUGUGAUCAUUGACAGAGUUCAAUACACACAAGCGUCAAGUGAUAGCUGGUGGGAGCUUUGUGCAGCGUACCUUCGAGCCUCUUCAAGAAACCGACAGCUGGGGAUAUUUUGUCGCUGAAGUCGAGGUAUUAUAUUAUAUAGCUUUUUUUUUUUUUUUAUCGAAGCCACUUUCAGGCACUUGACCAAUAGGAACAGUUUGCACAAUUUCCACCAGCUUGUCUGCAGCCCCCUUCCAACCCAGAGAGUCUUCUGCCCCAGCAUGAAUGAAGUCAGUGUUGUGAGAGAGGGAUGGCUUCACAAGAGAGGUGAAUACAUUAAAACAUGGCGGCCUCGUUACUUCAUCUUAAAGAGCGAUGGAUCUUUCAUUGGUUACAAAGAGAAGCCCGAGGUGUCCAGUGACCACAGCCUCCCACCACUCAACAACUUCUCAGUCGCAGAAUGCCAGCUGAUGAAGACAGAGCGCCCCAGGCCUAACACAUUUGUCAUCCGUUGCCUGCAAUGGACCUCAGUUAUUGAGCGAACUUUCCACGUAGACAGCAACGAUGAGAGGGAGGAAUGGAUGCGAUCGAUCCAGGCAGUGGCAAAUAGCCUGAAGAGUCAGCAGCAGGAUGAGGAGCCCAUGGAGAUCAAAUUUGGCUCACCAAGUGACAGCAGUGGCACAGAGGAGAUGGAGAUUGCUGUGUCCAAAUCCCGCACAAAAGUGACCAUGAGUGAUUUUGACUACCUGAAGCUUCUGGGGAAAGGGACAUUUGGUAAAGUGAUCCUGGUGAAGGAGAAGGCCACAGGGAUGUACUACGCCAUGAAAAUCCUCCGCAAAGAAGUCAUCAUUGCUAAAGAUGAGGUGGCUCACACAGUUACAGAAAGCAGAGUUCUCCAAAAUACGCGGCAUCCCUUCCUAACGACACUAAAAUAUGCAUUUCAAACGCAUGACCGGCUAUGCUUUGUGAUGGAGUAUGCAAAUGGUGGAGAACUCUUCUUUCACUUAUCGCGGGACAGAGUGUUCACAGAAGACAGAGCAAGAUUCUAUGGUGCAGAAAUAGUGUCAGCACUGGAGUACCUACACUCACGCAAUGUAGUUUACAGGGAUUUAAAGCUGGAGAACCUCAUGUUAGACAAGGACGGCCACAUAAAGAUAACAGACUUUGGGCUGUGUAAAGAGGGGAUCACAGACGGAGCGACUAUGAAAACCUUUUGUGGAACCCCGGAGUACCUGGCACCAGAGGUGCUAGAGGACAAUGACUAUGGACGAGCGGUGGACUGGUGGGGACUCGGUGUGGUCAUGUAUGAGAUGAUGUGCGGCCGGUUGCCCUUCUACAACCAGGACCACGAGCGUCUCUUUGAGCUAAUCCUCAUGGAGGAGAUCCGCUUUCCCAAGAACUUGGCUCCUGAAGCCAAGGCCCUACUGGCCGGCCUGCUCAAAAAGGAUCCCAAACAAAGGCUCGGAGGCGGACCAGACGAUGCCAAAGAUGUGAUGAGCCACAAGUUCUUCACCUCCAUCAACUGGCAGGAUGUUAUUGAAAAAAAGCUUAUUCCACCCUUCAAGCCCCAGGUCACAUCAGAGACGGACACACGUUACUUUGAUGACGAGUUCACAGCACAAACCAUAACAAUAACUCCCCCUGACAAAUAUGACAGUUUAGAUGCAGAGGAUUCAGAUCAGCGUACGCACUUCCCUCAGUUCUCCUACUCCGCCAGCAUACGGGAAUGAUCACUUAGACUCUUGAACAAGCAGGCAGGCUUACACACGAUCACAAUCCCACAUACACACUUGCACUGCUGGGGAAUUGGAACAACACAAACAAAAACCGGCACAAGACACAUUUUCAUUCGGUCUUUAACGCACGUACACUCACAGACACGCACACACACAUUUACUGGCAAAUCAGACAAGACAGGGAUCAUAGAGUAUGAAAUGAAAAACACAAGCCGUGAAUGACUGACCUCAGCAGGUUUGUGUGGAUAGACUGGCAGCUUUGUCUCUGUACGUACUCUCAGGGUUGGCUUUAGGCUUCCCUGCAGGACCUCUGCUGCACUACACUGGGUACCACAUCAAAGCCUUGACACUUUGAAAACCAGGUUAUGCCAGCAAGUACCACCUCUUUACCAGCUGUACCCAUGCUACACACACACACACACACACACACACACACACACCAACCCAUGCAUAGACUGCAUAUAUAUACACACAAACGAACUUGAUAGAAUUUUAAAAAAAGAAUAGGCAAAAUUAUGAAAAUGGAAAAGAUUUGGGGAAAAAGACAAAUUUUUAUUUCAUCGAUUGUUACGGUUUUAAAUGUAAAGCCAUAUUUCUGCAUUUUUGUGAUUUAUUUUUUUCAUUUUUUUUAACAAGUGCUCUUUCUGGAACUUGCUGUUACAAAUCAAGUGUGGGACCGUUCCUACAGUAAGGGGAAAUGGGGAAAGGGGGGGGGGACGAGGGUUGCCAUUUCUGUGUUUGCACUGCACGUGUGUAUAAGCAAAUGGGCGCCUGGACCAUGUGUGAAUGUAUGCGAGUGUGCAUACGAGUGCAGGAGAAUGUGUGAACAACCAUUUUGAUUCUCAACCAUCCAUUUGUGUCUGUUUUUAUGCAUGUUUUAAACUCCGAACCAUUGCUGGAAUAUCGAGAGGAGAGGACACUACACGGCGCACUCGAUGGCCUUUUCUAAAAGGGAACAAGCAUGUCAUUUAUGAUUGCUGUGACCAGCUUGCCGCUAAAUUGACUCAGUCAGGAAUACAAACAGGGAUUGCUUGCAUGGCUAAACCUUCGCUUUAAGAGCUGCAUUAAUUUAACUCAGAACGAUGCAGCAGUCAGGCUCUCAGAGUCCAUGUCGCUGUGUCCCGACUGACUUGUGGACCAACUAGCUGCUGGUUGGAGGUGUAAGAGUAAGCUUUCAUUAAGGCCAGUUGCGUAAUGUGUUAAAGACCGAAAGAAUAGAAGGAAAGAGGAGAAUAGAGACUAGACGCUUGACCACAGUUAUUCCCCAGCCUGACUAUAGAGACCAAUGUAGACGGACACAUUACCUCGAUCCAGUAAUUCUCACUCCCUGGCUGAAGAGUUGGGCACCAAUAUUUUGUUUCAUUUUCCAUUUGUAAUAAUAGUGUAAGUUUAAGAAAUAUUUUUAAAAAUAAGCCUUUGAGUGUUCCCGUAUUUAAAUAAUGAUAGCUCAAUCGUUGUUAUGUCUUUUAUAAUGAGGCCAAAAAUUGACUGACCUGGUGGACGUUUAUCACUUCAAAUGAUUCCACAAAUGAUGUUUAGAACCUUUUGUUUGUGUUUUCUUUAACGCUGUGUCGAGGCACUUAAAUCUACGUAGUUGUAUGUCUGGAGCAACAGUUUGCAGGUUUACAAUCCAACUAAAUGCUUCAUGAGCUGGUCGACCAACUUUCAACCUGCAAACAGGGAGAAUUAAUCAAAACAUUAGCUGAUGUGUUGUUAGUUGAAAUGUAAAUCUGCAUACUUUGAGUUAUCACGGCACAUGAUUGAAAGAGGUUCUGGACAGCAUAUUGAAAGGUGCUCAUAUUGACACAAACAUUUUAUAUUCCAUAUUGCUGGAAGAGAAGUUGUUUGCUCUUUGAGCUUCACUAAAGGAACACCAAGACCUUUUUUUUUUGUUUGUCAUUGUUUUGUUUUUGUUUGUUGAUUAUCCUCCUUUUUUGUCCAUCUAUUUCUCAAAUUUUGGAAGACACAUUGUCUUGUUUAAGUAUACAUUAUAUAAAAUAUAUAUAUUAAAAGUUUUUAAACUUC
Molecule: messenger RNA, 4063 nt
Organism: Dicentrarchus labrax (European seabass)
Lineage: Eukaryota; Metazoa; Chordata; Actinopteri; Moronidae
Gene: akt2
Product: v-akt murine thymoma viral oncogene homolog 2
Exons: 14
Coding region: 584-2032 (482 amino acids)
Biological process (GO): protein phosphorylation
Molecular function (GO): ATP binding; protein serine/threonine kinase activity
Source: RefSeq, a predicted model, not a curated record